AUGUUGAAAAAAAGUGUACAAAGGUUACUUUAUCCCAGGCAAGGAAUUCUCCUUAAGAGAAAAUCAUUUUCUACAAAUACAAUAUGCAGAUCUAUUCAACCAUUUCUAAUGCCUGCUAUGUCUCCAACUAUGGAGAAAGGUGGAAUCGUCAAUUGGAAAUUUAAACCUGGUGAGAAAUUUGAAGCAGGUGAUGUCCUAUUGGAAGUGGAAACCGAUAAAGCACAGAUCGAUGUGGAGGCUCAAGAUGAUGGCCAAAUGGCGAAAAUUCUUGUUGAUGAUGGUGCUAAAGAUGUCAGUGUUGGUACUCUAAUUGCUUAUUUAGCUGACUCAGAUGAUGAUCUCUCUAAAUUAGUAAUCCCUACUAGUGACAGUCAAAUAUUGAAUAACAAAACAAAUCAAUCAUCCAAAGAGGUAGCAAGAUCUAAUAUAACUAAUUUAACUAAAAGGGAAACUACUACUAGUGAAAAUAUCACAGACAGCUCAUCGACCGAAUUAUUACCAUCUGCAGCUAUUUUAUGUUCUCAAAAUAAUAUUUCUAUUCAAGAAGCUAAGAACAAAAUUGCAGGAUCUGGACUACAUGGCAAAAUAUUAAAAGGUGAUGUUCUUGCAUAUUUAAACAUGAUUCCAAAAGAGUCCGUUGAUAAGAUUAGCCAAUAUGUGGAACUAAAUAGUAAACUUGAUUUAUCAAAUAUUGAAAUUCAAAAAGUUACAACUUCCAAUGCUGAAAGUACUGAAAAUGGUAAAAAAGAAGAAAUUGAUACUGUUGAAGAAUCUACGACGAAUACAGCCAAAAUAACACCCAUUUCUUUUACUGAAGAUCUUAUAAUCUCAAUCCCUAGCAACGUCACAUUCAAUGAGUUACGUCACUCAAUGAAAAAGUUUAUUCAAGAAGCUUACCACUAUUCACACAAGCCAUCCAUAUCUACAUCACAAUAUUUUGAUCCAAUCUUUGAAGAUUUACUAACUGUUAGCCCACGCCAAUCAAGAUUCCAUUAUGAUUAUAAUUUAUUAUGUAUGGAUAAAUCAACAAAGCAAUCGGAAAGAGAUAUUUUUGAUAUUCUAUCCUCAGAUAGUUCCACAACUAAGUGUGGAAAUGCUCAAAGUAAUCAAACCAGUUCUAAUGAAUGUUUAUUGACAAUAAACGUGAAUGUUGAUAACAACUUUACUGAUUCUUUAGAGAAGGCAAACAAAUUUAUCAAUUAUAUAAAACAGCUGGAAAGCGUUGCUUGA
Messenger RNA from Arxiozyma heterogenica, 1230 nucleotides. It is a transcript of the gene PDX1, whose product is annotated as Pdx1p. The transcript has a single exon. NCBI's taxonomy places the organism in Eukaryota, Fungi, Ascomycota, Saccharomycetes, Saccharomycetales, Saccharomycetaceae. The record is from RefSeq and is a predicted model, not a curated record. Gene Ontology annotation, molecular function: dihydrolipoyllysine-residue acetyltransferase activity. Gene Ontology annotation, biological process: pyruvate decarboxylation to acetyl-CoA. The coding region runs from base 1 to 1230 and encodes 409 amino acids.